CGCAGUUGUUGGCGUGACCCGGAAGUUGCGCACGUCUCGCCUCUCGGGUGACGUCACUUCAUUGAGCUGUGUAAGAUGGCGCUUCGGCCCGGAUCAGGUGGAGGUGGCAGUUUUAUGUACCCUGUAGGAGGGGGCAUUGGACCACCACAAGGAAUGAUGCCCAUGCAGCAGCAACAGCAACAGCAGCAGCAGCAGGGCUUCCCCAUGGUCCAGGUCAUGCAGCACAACAUGCAAGGCAUGAUGGGAAUGAAUUUUGGAGCACAGAUGCCUGGUGCCAUGCCAAUACAGGGUGGGAUGGCGAUGGGCAUGCAGACUCCUGGGAUGCAGUUCAUGGGUCAGCCUCAGUUCAUGGGCAUGAGGGGCCCAGGGCCACAGUUCCCUGCGGACCUACAGAAGCAGAUGGCGGAGGAGCAUCAGAAACGUCUGGAGCAGCAGCAGCGGAUGCUGGAGGAGGACCGGAAGAGAAGACAGUUUGAGGAGCAGAAACAGAAACUACGCCUACUGAGCAGUGUCAAACCCAAAACUGGGGAGAAGAGUCGUGACGAUGCCUUAGAGGCCAUCAAGGGAAAUCUGGAUGGGUUCAGCAGAGAUGCCAAGAUGCAUCCAACACCAUCUUCACAGUCUAAGAAACCAGGUGUGGGCGUCUACCCCCAACAAGACAUGCAACCCAUGGUGCCAUCCUGGUUGUACAAUGACUCGCUUAUCCCAGAGUUGUUCAAGAAGGUCCUUGACUUCACCAUGACACCAACAGGUAUUGACACAGCCAAACUCUACCCAAUUCUAAUAUCAUCGGGUCUGCCACGGGAAGCUCUCGGACAGAUCUGGGCCUUGGCCAACCGCACCACACCUGGCAAGCUGACCAAGGAAGAGCUGUACACCGUCCUGGCCUUGAUUGGAGUUGCCCAGAGUGGUCUUACAGUCAUGAGUUUGGAAACACUGAGUCAGUUCCCCUCCCCGCCCAUGCCCAAUCUACCUGCCAUGGCUAUGGCCAUUCCUGCUGUCCUGCCUCAGCACCAGCAGGCCAUCAUGACCCAGCCACCCGUGUCCAUGGCCAUGCCGGUUGCCGCACCACCUGUCAUGGGCAUGACACUGAAUACACCUGCACAACAACCAGCCAGCUUCAUUACCAACUUCCCUCCUGUUCAGGCUACCAAGACUGAUGACGACGAUUUCCAAGACUUCCAGGAAGCCCCCAAAGCCGGCGCUGGAGAGGACUCAUUCACAGAUUUCCAAGGAGAGACAGGAGGAGGGUUCCCCAGCAUGACACCAUCAUCCCAAAGCGGUGUUCCUGCCAUGCUGACUCCAGUGUCAGGGUCUUCAUCAUCCUCCUCCUCUGAUAAAUAUGCAGUGUUUAAACAGUUGUCAGUGGAGCAGCCUGCAGAGCCCACACCUCCCGUCUCAGAUUCAGGUGACAAAUACAGUGUUUUCCGAGAGCUUGAGCAGCCUUCAGACAGAAAGCCAGUUGGGGAGGCAUUUGCUGAUUUCAAGUCUGUCAGUGCCGACGAUGGCUUCACAGACUUUAAAACAGCCGACACUGUCUCUCCACUAGACCCACCAGACCAGGCCAAGUUCCAGCCAACUUUUCCUCCUCCUUUCUCUUCUUCUCAGUCUCUGUCCCAUUCACAGCCAGCUUCUCUGGCUCAACCUAGAAAUCCUCUCAAUAUGGCAGACCUGGACCUCUUUACAACAGUGGCUCCUCCCGCUCCCACUUCCACUGCUGACUCCAAACUCAAUCUGUUCCCUUCAGCGCCACCAUCCCUGGUAUUAACCUCAGUAGUGAAACCUCCCAGCGUAAGGGGUGAUGACUUUGGCGAUUUUGCUCUUUUUGGCUCAUCAUCGUCCUCUGAAGCAGCUCCCACCACCUCUACAGUGGGGAGAGGACUUGGAACAGUGGUUCAGGAUGACUUUGCUGACUUCAUGGCGUUCGGGAGCUCGAGAGAUCAGAGAAAUGAGACCAGCUCUGGAGACGGUGGAAGCGAGGGCCAGGCGGAGACGUCUCAGCAGCGGCAGCAAAUCAGCACUGAUAAGUAUGACAUCUUCAAGCAGCUUUCCUUAGAAGGUGGCCUGGCCUACGACGAUAACAAAGAAAGUGGCGGAGGCUCCUUCUCGUCGCUCAAGAGCGACAAUGACGACUUUGCAGAUUUCCAGUCGUCCAAAUUCUGUACGGCGCUAGGCGCAUCUGACAAGAGCCUGGUGGACAAAGUAGCCGCCUUCAAGCAGACCAAAGAGGACUCUGCCUCUGUGAAAUCCCUGGACCUCCCGUCCAUUGGGGGCAGCAGCGUGGGGAAGGAGGACUCGGAGGAUGCGCUCUCAGUACAGCUAGACAUGAAGUUGUCAGACAUGGGUGGAGACCUGAAGCAUGUGAUGUCUGAUAGCUCCCUAGAUCUACCUGGUUUGUCGUCCCAUCAACCCCCAGCUGCAGAGUCUGAUGAUUUUAAAUUUGACCCCUUUGGCACAUCCGCCGUCAGCAGUCUUGGCAGCUACGACUGGUCCGACAAGGAAGAACUCUCAUCUGGUCAAAGUAAGAAGCUCCAGGGAGGACUGCCAUCUUCAGCUGUUGUCCAGAAGAAAGAGACAUUUUUCGGGAGUUCGGAGAACAUCACCCACACCACAGUUGCCAAGGUGACCACCUUCCCAAUCGAUGAUGGUGGCUCCACCACUGAAAGACUUCUAAAACCCCUCUCAUAUUUUCUCCACAUAGAACACCCCUCAAAACAACAAAAAUAACUUUUGAACUUUCCAACAACGUUUCCUAAAAACUCUGGAACCACAGAAGCAGAGGGCAACCAGGGUGAAUUGACGGAUGAGUUUGGAGCUUUCCAAGGUGACAAGCCCAAAUUUGGCAAGUCAGACUUCUUGAAAGCCAGCACACAGGCCAAAGUGAAAUCCAGUGAAGAGAUGAUCAAGAACGAACUCGCCACCUUUGAUUUGUCUGUUCAGGGUUCCCAUAAGCGUAGCCACAGUCUGGGAGAGAAAGAAAUUGUACGGUCCAUCCCCUCUCCUGCCCCUGAGCAGCCCUUCAGAGACCGAUCCAACACCCUAAAUGAAAAACCUGCGCUGCCGAUCAUCCGGGACAAGUACAAGGACCUCACAGGAGAGGUGGAGGAGAGUGAGCGAUAUGCGUAUGAAUGGCAGAGGUGUUUGGAGAGCGCUCUGCAGGUCAUCACCACUGCCAAUAACACCCUUAAUGGCAUCAGUAGCUCCACGGUGUGCACAGAGGUCAUCCAAUCAGCACAAGGGAUGGAGUACCUGCUGGGUGUGGUGGAGGUGUAUCGCGUGACCAAGCGUGUAGAGCUGGGUAUCAAAGCCACGGCUGUUUGUUCGGAGAAACUACAGGAGCUGCUUAAAGACAUCAGCCGCGUGUGGAACAACCUGAUGGGCUUCAUGUCACUGGCAAACCUCACUCCUGAUGAGAGCUCACUGGACUUCUCCUCCUGUAUAUUGAGGCACGGCAUUAAGAACGCCAAAGAGCUGGCGUGUGGAGUGUGUCUGCUCAACGUGGACUCGCGCAGCAAGGCAUUUAAUUCGGAGACGGACAACUUCAAGCUCAUGUAUGGAGGUCACCAGUACCACGCCAGCUGUGCUAACUUCUGGAUUAACUGUGUGGAACCCAAACCGCCAGGUCUCAUCCUGCCCGACCUGCUCUAGAACCGAGCGCAGUGCAGCGCUGAACCCUGAGCCGCUGUCUGAAGCUUCAUGGGAGUCCUUCAGAACUCUUGUCACUUUAGCUGUUUUGUCUUUGAAACAGUUCAGCUCUCAUCACUUGAAUUUGGGACGCAACUGUCUAGAUCUGCCAUUGUCUGUUGGAAGAUCAGAUAAAUUAUGUAGUACUGAAUAAUAGUUUAUUUAAAUAUUGUAAAUGUGUCUUUGUCUCUACCUUUUUGGGUCUGACUCUCAAGCACAAAAAAAAAGUGUCUGGUUGGUUGAUUCUUUGCUGUUGAUUUCUCUACCAUGUGAAGUAAAUACUGCAGAGCUGUUAUUCAUGUUACGAAUCGCAGACUUGUAAUAUAAAAUCUAUAAAAUAAUAAAGGUAAAAUAUUUGAAAGCAUUUUUGCAAACGUUUAGAUGCUGGUAUCUUCUUUUAUGUCAUUGUUUUCUGUUAUGGUUGUGCUGGAACACAAGUCACUUUUAUUAGUGGGUCUGGAGACGGUUCUUGACUGGUUGUGAUUUUCUGAGAACCUUUUAAAAAGCCUGGAAGAUGUUCUUAAACACUGUGAUAUUUACUAUUCUGGAUUCAGAUGUGACUCUUUUGAAGGACUUUGUUUUGUGAAACUGAAGGAAAUUCAAAAGUCUGGGGAUGUAAGAAGUGCAAAGCGAAGCCUUUUUCCUUCUUCCAACCCAAGCGGUUAUUAUAAGAGCGACAUAAGCUUUCAUUAUGAAUUCAUUUCUUUUCAUUGAGGCACUCGUAAUGAAUUGACAAUGAUCCAACUGAGAUUAAAUGGCUUUGAGUACAUGAUUGUCAUUGUCAGUGUUUUACUGAGGACUUAACAUUGUCUUAAUGUCUUUAUUGUUGUCAUUGUAUCAUUCAACUUAAUUCUACUUCAUUUAUGAGCGUUUUGUACUAAAAUGAUCAUGUUUUUCUGUUUAUGAUUCAAGUCGGUAAAUGCAAAUUAAAUAUUUGAAUGUUAGUAUUGGA
Molecule: messenger RNA, 4636 nt
Organism: Cyprinus carpio (common carp)
Lineage: Eukaryota; Metazoa; Chordata; Actinopteri; Cypriniformes; Cyprinidae
Product: synergin gamma-like
Cellular component (GO): clathrin coat of trans-Golgi network vesicle
Molecular function (GO): protein binding
Source: RefSeq, a predicted model, not a curated record